AUGAGCCAACUUUCUCCUUUAAAUUCAGGUAUGUUUUCAAGAGGAAUUCCAAUAGCAAACGGACGUAAUCUUGCAGUGAGCCUUCAUCCAACUUUUAGCUUUCUUGAUAAUGAAAGAACAAGUUCUCCCAAUCAGGCGGAAUCACCCACUCAUCAAUCCGCCAAUAAUUCUUUCAGCUUCCUCUUUAAGGACACCAAUUCUAAUCACUCUUCAAGCAAUGAUCUUCCAACCUUCAUGAAGUCUUUUUUAAACUGCUCCCAAAAUGAUAAGACUGAAACAGGUAAUGUUAUUAAUGAAGAAGAGUCAGCCAUCGGCCAAUCUUCUGUUUUCCGUUCUUCCAUUCAAGAUGAAGCAGCCUCAAAUCCUCAAGGAGGAACCAGCACAGGCAAACGAUCAAAUCAAGAAUCCAGUUCGGGAGAGAACAAUGCGAAUGACACCACCUGUAGUACUCACCAGCCUUCUCAAUCCAUGACUGGAUCUGCAUCAAACGGCCAGGACAAUCCCUCACAACAGGGUCCACCAAGCAAAAAGCUAAAGACAACCACUUUGAAUGCUCAUUCCUCGGAGAGCACCAGCGCUCCUCUCACUGUGCAACAGGCAAACCCGUCUACACAAAAACAACCUCCAUUUGUGAGAAACGAAGGGAAUGUUCUUCCAUUCUCGACCCAGAAAUUUUCGUUGAAUGCAGCCCAGAGACAACAAUCAGGGGAUCAGGUUUCUACUCCAAAGAAAAACACUGCUGAAAGAAACUCGCCAUCUUCUCAAAACAACAGUUCAACUCCAAGUCGAUCCAGCCUUUCAGCAAUGUCACCUCCACCAAACAAGCCAAAUGCUUCGGCAAGAACUGGGCAUACUUCCUCAAAAACCUCUUUGGCAUCACUUGAUCAAUCACCAUUAAAGACACCUUCUCCAUCUCAACCAAGCAAGCCUAACCAAGUGCCAGGGGCUUCAAAUGCUCAAGACAAUCUCAAUUUAUCUUUUGAAAGAACCGAGAAGAUUGUCUCCAAGCAUAGAACUGAGUUGGACGAUUUGAAACUUGUUGAGAACCAGUUGAACGGUGUGAAGAGAAAGGACUCUGAGAUGACGAAAACAAUGGAAGAUCUCCAUGCCAAGAUGCUAGAGCACAGCGACACCCUUAGAGCUCUAUCCCUUAAGAUCUCUAUCCUCACCAACAAGCUACUCCUUGCCGACAGUCCUGCCUUUAGAGAGAGCAUUGACAAGCUUCACCUCAAAUAUGCCGACCUUCUCAAUCAUAAUCCUUAG
Naegleria fowleri is the source of this 1263-nucleotide messenger RNA. RefSeq lists its product as uncharacterized. The record is from RefSeq and is a predicted model, not a curated record. The transcript has a single exon. The coding region runs from base 1 to 1263 and encodes 420 amino acids. NCBI's taxonomy places the organism in Eukaryota, Heterolobosea, Eutetramitea, Acrasida, Naegleriidae.